This is a messenger RNA of Symbiodinium sp. CCMP2456, 878 nucleotides long. NCBI's taxonomy places the organism in Eukaryota, Dinophyceae, Suessiales, Symbiodiniaceae. The record is from the annotation of a GenBank genome assembly.
AUGGUCGACUUGGCUCUCCAGACCCAGAUUCUGGCAGGCAGUGCCGCCGGGACAAUCGCGGACAUUAUCACACAUCCGCUGUCGACGAUCAAGACUCGGCUGCAGGUUCAGGGCAGCGGUGGCGGCGGGCAUGGUGCCGUUGCCUAUCGGGGUGUCACUCAUGCGUUGAGCCACAUCAUGAAAAAUGAGGGCCUCGUCACUUUCUACCGUGGUCUCGGCGCCGUUCUCGUUGGUGCAGCUCCUGCCCAGGGCCUCUACUUUGGAGGCUACGAGACAGCGAAAACCUUCCUCGGCGGAGGUCAAAGUGGAGUUGGAAAUUUUGCCUCUGGCAUUUGCGCCCAGCUUUGUGGUUCUUUGGCUUGGGUCCCGAUGGAUGUCAUCAAAGAGAGACUACAAGUUGAAGGGCAGCUGAAGGUUAAGAGCGCCUACAGCGGCAGUUUCCAUGCGUUCCGGGAGAUCUUGCGGCAUGAGGGACUCCUCGGUUUGUACCGGGCUUUCCCCAUCCAUCAGGUGACUUGGGCACCCUUCAAUGGCUGCUAUUUCAUGGUCUACGAGAAACUGAAAACGAUGUGCAUCGAUGCUGGGUACGAAGAUGGCAUGGACAACCUGGAUCCCAUCGCGCAGGUUUCUUGCGGUGUCGCUGCAGGAGUUAUCGCUGCCACGGUGACUAAUCCCGUGGAUGUGCUGAAGACGAGACUGCAAGUUGCCAUGGCAAACCCCGACAUGUUCCCCUACAAGAGUGCCUUGGGAGCGGCGAAGCAUUUGCUGCAGCACGAGGGUGCUGGAGCCUUAAUGGAUGGGGCGUUCGCCCGCGUGUCCUGGCUUACGCCGAGGCUUACGAUCUGUGUCUUCGCUUACGAGCGCAUCAAAGCGAAGCU